AUGUCGUUUGCUACCAGAAUUACCGAUUGGCGUCUUCCGAGCCCGAAUUCCACCCCGAAAUCAGCCACCUUCCCCGAUGCAUCCUUCCAAACGCCUAGGACAGACUCUUUUUCAAGCCACUUCCUAGAUGCUUGGUCAACGCCUCGAGCAAAUGUACAACAGACUCCCACGCAGACACCCCUCCAACCACGAACCGUAACUGGGGAAAGACCUGUGAGCUCCUACAGCCACAAAAGCUUGAACCUUGAAGAUCCCAAUUUCCACAUAAAUCAUCUUUCUCCAAAUUCCCAUCUACCGUUGCCGCCAGUCGAGCAAUCUCGCCGGUUAUCGUCUAGCCCAGGGCCACUACCAACAGAGCACGGAUCUCGUGAUAACAGUCAGGGCUACAGCACUGCGGUUUCAUCUCUGUCGAAAUCCGCCAUGAAUUCCUCCCAAAUACAAACACCGCCUCCGACGAGGGAUGCAUCGUCCUCGAGGAAACGAGACUCGAGCGGACUCGGCUUGAGCUUUAAUACACCAUCUACAAUAUACUCGAGGAGAGGCUCGGCACCAGUUGGAAAUGGGGAUAAUGAUAUCGAAAGUGCUUUCACGCAGACUCCAGGUCCGCUUUUUACGAAUCUUCAGUUCACCCCGGACAUGGCACAAUUCUCUAGCACGGGUCCGGCUACAGCACCCAUCCCUGCACAAAACAGGCUGUUUUGGGACUCGACUAGCUCUUCGAAUGCGACAGGCAUUGGUAGCAAACCAGUCCUCGACGAUCCGUUUGGAUUCACACCAACCCGCAACCAGGGUGCUUUUUCUUGGCAGUUUGUUACACCCUCAACUUCCUGUCACUUGGAUUCUUCAUCAAUGCCUGCGAGUGACAACGCCUGGACCCAUACCCCUGCUAUGGUAACUACAAGCUCCACUCAGCUGCAAAACGUUACUGGGACCGCUUCUUCGGCAGCAGGCCAAGACUCUUCUCUGGCGUCUACAUCUGCAGCUGUGAAUCCAAGCAUGCUCUUCAGCUUCACUGGCUCCCCGACCAAACAGACUGACUCCUUUCCUCCGGUACAACGUCCACAAGCCACUUCCCUCCAUAAGGGACGGUUGCCGUAUGAGCACCAAAGACAAGAAUCCCAAAGAGAACAGCAGAUACGGAGAUUCUCGGCGCAACAUUCAGUUACAAGCACCAGCUCGUCUGCUGGCUCUAUUUUCGGAACAUCCAAGCCUGGUCUCCAAAGAAGCAACAGCCACAGCGGCUCCACAUGGCGUCCGGGCGCCUUCACCAAUUCUCACCAAGGCAGUUCCGCCCCGCUUCCGCGCAAGACGUCACCAUCAAAGCGUAUGGUGCAGUCGUCCUCACUCGCGUCUAUAUCCGAGCACGCUUGUUCGCGGCCGAAAACGCGGCUCGUCGUGGACGAGUUUGGAAAUGCCAGGACUGAGACAGUGCGAAAUCAAACGCAGUCACCGCGCACUAUGGACCCCCGCAAGCGUUAUUCUGACCUAUGGGACGAUGGCGAUAGUGAUGAUGAUUCUGUUGCCAGCACCUACGUCCCAACUCGAACUGCUUCGAUCUCGUCGGCUUCUGCGCUUUCCCGACGCAACUCGAAACAGGGUAGAUCUGGAAGCCUGCUUGGUAGAUCGCAGUCUGUAAAGCAUACCAAGACAUCUUUCGGAGGCUUCUCUUUCAGUGAGAGCCUAUCAAGGAAGUUGGGGCAGCUUUCUACCGACAACAGCCCGGUAAAGCAGCGUUCCGCUGACGUUUCUAGGAGAAACAGUGUUUCAAGCUUGGGUAGCUCGUUCGGAGGUUUCUUUUGGAACAGGAACGGAAGGUCUAAUGUCGUUGACGAUAUACCGGAAAACGGUAGCGGUGAUGCUCAAGACGAGCUGAAAAAGAUGGUGGAGAAGACCAAAUUAAGACGACAAGAAACCAUCCACGCUGCCAACGUCGCCGCUCAAAAGCUUGAGGCCCACAAUCAGCGCUGGCGAGCCUCGGCCGACUUCUCGAAAAUGACUCCCAGCCAAGGGGCACUGUUUGAUCCGUUUGUCGACGCCUCCUUCGCGGACCCAAGUGCAGCCGGCAGUACCGAGCUCCUCAACUCGACAUUGACACCUCUAACGGAGCGCAGCAGUGCGUCUAGUGAUGCCACGCGCUGCGUGUGCAACUCGGCGGAGUGGGACGGCCAGCUGAUGGUGCAGUGCGACGCAUGCACCAAAUGGCAACAUGCCAGCUGUCUGGGACUGCCACUAAAGCCUGAGCUCUUGCCGCCGGUUUAUGUAUGCCUCUUCUGCACCAGCAGCACGCCGGCAGCCCGAGAGAACCGAUCUCGGAGGUCUUUCGGAAGCCAUAUGCAAGGGCCAGAACUGCUGAGUCCGCUGGGGUACAAGAGCGGUUUCCAGCCUUGA
Aplosporella prunicola CBS 121167 is the source of this 2388-nucleotide messenger RNA. RefSeq lists its product as uncharacterized. The transcript has 2 exons. Lineage: Eukaryota; Fungi; Ascomycota; Dothideomycetes; Botryosphaeriales; Aplosporellaceae. The record is from RefSeq and is a predicted model, not a curated record. Bases 1 to 2388 code for a protein of 795 amino acids.